AAUUCACUGGCACGAGAAGUGAUCGUGACAAGAUUUUUAUUCAUGAAUACUUAGAUUUUCGUUAGUAAAGAGCUUAAUAUAGGGAAUACCAGACACUCGACUGACGUCACGUGAGUUGCUACUAAUUAACGUAAACUUCGAACGGCAUUCUUAUCUCCGAUCGUCACACUAAAGGAGCAUCAGAGUUUUACGGGUGGCGUCAAAAUGAGCAAAAAACCAGUCCUGAGGGAUGAAGGAAUGCUUAAAGAUAUCUUCCAACUAUAUGACACAACAGGAGGGGACAAAAUUGAUGUGAAUCAACUCGGGCAGGUUUUGCGAGCGGCAGGGCUGAAUCCAACUCAGAGCGAAGUCCAGAAAGUGGAAAGAGAUGUUGGCAAGUCGACCAUUUCUUUCGAGGAAUUUUUGCCGAUUUACAACUCCGUCGCACAGCACAUGACAAGUGUAUCGAGCGUGAGUCCUGAACAAGUUGUGGAUUGUUUCAAACACUUCGAUCGGGAGGGAAGCGGUAGUAUUUCGUCCAGUAUGCUACGCCAUGUUCUAACUUCGUUGGGCGAGAAACUCACAGAUGAAGAAUUCGAUGCUUUGUCGUCAGGCCAUGUUAGCUCAAAAGGAGAAAUCAGUUACGAAGUCUUCAUACCCGCCAUCAUGGCAAACGCUGAGUAAGAGAAUAUCGAAGUUUGUUUUAUUAAAGUGAUUUGACUUGCGAGUGAAAUAGAGUUAUUGUCAACUGAGAAACAAUAUCAUUCAGAAAUAGUUGAAAGCUUUGACUUGACAUGCGAUGUUGACCCUUUGAAACGCGUUGAAUUCUAUUGCCUUUUAAGUCUCUCUAAUUAAUCAUGAAACUUGUAAUCAUAAGUAAUUUAGCUCUACAGAUAACAAACUCCAAUCCUAGGAGAACAAACUACAGGCUUUCUGAUGAAUCCUAUCAUUACGAACAUAACCGGAGAAAACGAAGUUAAAGUCAAGAUUGAGUUGUCAACACUAUGACAAUAUUUAGUCAUAUAGACGCCCCGAGAAGUAAACAAAUAGUGUUAUAUAAUGGUCUGAUAACACAGAGAUAAGGGAAUUAUGAAACUCGUUUAAUUACACUUUUAGCUUAUUUCGUAUGAUAACAUAUUAUCUUGCUUCCGAACACGUUUGGACAAGUUGUGUUUCAUUAGACACACAUCAGAAAACGCUCUUCUCAGAAUUGAGUACUAUGCAAAUUUAUAAACAUUCAAUAAUGAGUAAUAAAUUUAAAUGUUGACAUUGACCCUAUUGUCAAUAGAUCGCAUUUUGAAUUCCACACUA
Molecule: messenger RNA, 1290 nt
Organism: Stylophora pistillata
Lineage: Eukaryota; Metazoa; Cnidaria; Anthozoa; Scleractinia; Pocilloporidae
Product: myosin-2 essential light chain
Cellular component (GO): myosin II complex
Molecular function (GO): calcium ion binding
Source: RefSeq, a predicted model, not a curated record